Messenger RNA from Odocoileus virginianus texanus, 3452 nucleotides. The record is from RefSeq and is a predicted model, not a curated record. NCBI's taxonomy places the organism in Eukaryota, Metazoa, Chordata, Mammalia, Artiodactyla, Cervidae.
AAUGACCACAGCCCCAACUGAAAAGAAGCAGCAGGUUGAAGAGAAAAAGGAAGUUUCAGAAAACAUUAGGAAAGGCCUAAAAGUUGGAGGGUGGAGGUAGGGAGACUGGGACUGCAUUAACUUCAAUGCCCAGGUCUAGCUGGAGAACGGAGUGGUGGCUAUGCAGUGAUGCCAGCUUCCUAAGGCAGGGUUUCCAAGGGAGCUGACAGCUUAGUUCUGGAGUGUAGUAAAUUUGAAGGAUGUGGAGGAGGGCCCCAGUGGGCAGCUGUACAUGCCAGCCUAAGGUUCAGAGAGGUGUCCUGGAGAUAGAAAUUGGCGUCAUAAAGUAAACGAGGGUGCAGAGAACCAGGGAGGGUCUAGGACCGACCAUUAAGGCACCUUAAGAAGCAGCAGAGGAGGUGAAACUGGGAAAGGAGACUUAAGAAGGCGAGCCAGAAGGACCAGAGGAAGCCCUGAGGUUAUGACGCUGAACCUGAAAAGUGAGUGCUUCAGGAAGAAGGAAGAGGUUACUGCAGGGCAUGCUAGUGCUACUGAGAGAUCAUGUGUGGUAAGAACUGAAAUGUCUUUGUGGAUCUAAUGCCCAUCAGCAGUGUUGGGGUGACCCUUUAGUACACCAGGCCUGUGCUGAGCACUGAUAAAGCAGAGACAAAACAGAGAAAAUGGAAAGAACAUGACACUGGGCAUUUCAUUUAAUAUAGCAAAGUCAUCUUGGGAAAAAUUAUGUUUCUGGACCAGAUGACGCUUGAGGAGCUUCCCAGCUCUGAGACACUAGGCUAGGAAACCCCAGUCUGGAUCUGCAGAAGAUUUCUCCUGUCCUCUUCGCACAAUGUCAGGGAGUCACGUACCUUCUGCCAAUGGCCCCUUCUCAGCCCUGACUCCGAGCAUGUGGCCCCAGGAGAUCCUGGCCCAGUACGCGCAGAAGGAGGAGGCCGUGGAGCAGCCGGAGUUCUGCUAUGAUGAGUUCGGGUUCCGCAUGGACAAGGAAGACACAGAUGGCACCCCCUAUUCCGGCCAGCUGCUGGAGGACCCCCCCCAGAGGCUGCGCUGGCAGGCCCACCUGGAGUUCACCCACAACCAUGAUGUGGGGGACCUCACCUGGGACAAGAUUGCCGUCUCCCUGCCCCGCUCGGAGAAGCUCCGCUCCCUGGUGCUGGCCGGGGUCCCCCACAGCAUGAGGCCACAGCUGUGGAUGCGGCUGUCCGGGGCCCUGCAGAAGAAGAGGAACUCCGAGCUGUCCUACCGAGAGAUCGUGAAGAACAGCUCCAAUGAUGAGACUAUUGCCGCCAAGCAGAUUGAGAAGGACCUGCUCCGUACCAUGCCCAGCAACGCCUGCUUUGCCCACGUGAGCGGCGUCGGGGUGCCCCGCCUGCGCAGGGUGCUCCGGGCGCUGGCCUGGCUCUACCCGGAGAUCGGCUACUGCCAGGGCACGGGCAUGGUGGCUGCCUGCCUCCUGCUCUUCCUGGAGGAGGACGACGCCUUCUGGAUGAUGUGCGCCAUCGUCGAGGACCUGCUCCCCGCCUCCUACUUCAGCACCACCCUGCUGGGCGUGCAGACGGACCAGCGCGUCCUGCGGCACCUCAUCGUCCAGUACCUGCCUCGCCUGGACAGGCUGCUCCAGGAGCACGACAUUGAGCUGUCGCUCAUCACGCUGCACUGGUUCCUCACGGCCUUCGCCAGUGUGGUGCACAUCCGCCUGCUGCUGCGCCUCUGGGACCUGUUUUUCUACGAGGGCUCUCUGGUGCUGUUCCAGGCCACGCUGGGCAUGCUGCGCCUCAAGGAGGACGAGCUGAUCCAGUCGGAGAACUCGGCCUCCAUCUUCAACACGCUGUCGGACAUCCCGUCACAGCUGGAGGACGCAGACCUGCUGUUGGCGGAGGCCAUGCGGCUGGCAGGCUCGCUCACCGCCGUGGCCGUGGAGACCCAGCGCCGCAAGCACCUGGCCUACCUCCUGGCCGACCAGGGCCAGCUCCUGGGUGCCAAUGCCACCGCCAGCCUCUCUCAGGUGGUCCGCCGCAGGACCCAGCGGAGGAAGUCCGGCAUCACAUCGCUGCUCUUUGGGGAGGAUGACCUCGAGGCAAUGAAGGCCAAGAACAUCAAGCAGACGGAGCUGGUGGCCGACCUUCGGGAAGCCAUCCUGCGUGUGGCCCGCCACUUCCAGUGCACAGACCCCAAGAACUGCAACGUGGAGCUGACCCCGGACUACAGCAUGGAGAGCCACCAGAGGGACCACGAGAACUACGUGGCCUGCUCACGCGGCCACCCGCGCCGGGCCAAGGCCCUGCUGGACUUCGAGCGCCAUGACGACGACGAGCUGGGCUUCCGCAAGAACGACAUCAUCACGAUCGUCUCCCAGAAGGACGAGCACUGCUGGGUGGGGGAGCUGAACGGCCUGAGAGGCUGGUUUCCAGCCAAGUUUGUGGAAGUCCUGGAUGAGCGGAGCAAGGAGUACUCCAUCGCGGGGGACGACGCUGUGACGGAGGGAGUCACAGACCUCGUGAGAGGGACCCUCUGCCCGGCCCUCAAGGCCCUGUUUGAACACGGACUGAAGAAGCCUUCGCUGCUCGGGGGCGCCUGCCACCCCUGGCUGUUUAUCGAGGAGGCAGCGGGCCGGGAGGUCGAGAGAGACUUCGACUCCGUGUACUCCCGCCUGGUGCUGUGCAAGACGUACAGGUUGGAUGAAGAUGGCAAAGUCCUGACCCCAGAGGAGCUGCUCUACCGGGCUGUGCAGUCUGUUAACGUGACCCACGAUGCCGCACAUGCACAAAUGGACGUGAAGCUCCGCUCCCUUAUCUGCGUGGGGCUCAACGAGCAGGUGCUGCACCUGUGGCUGGAGGUGCUCUGCUCCAGCCUGCCGACCGUGGAGAAGUGGUACCAGCCCUGGUCCUUCCUGCGCAGCCCUGGCUGGGUCCAGAUCAAGUGCGAGCUGCGGGUCCUCUGCUGCUUCGCGUUCAGCCUCUCCCAGGACUGGGAGCUUCCUGCAAAGAGAGAGGAGGAGAAGAAGCCCCUGAAGGAGGGCGUCCAGGACAUGCUGGUGAAGCACCACCUCUUCAGCUGGGACAUCGACGGGUGACGUGCUUCUCCAGGGGCCCUGUCUCACCCAGGUGCCCCCCUGCCCAGCAAGGAGAGAAUGGCCCAGCCCAGGCCAGCCCGAAGCUGCAGGCUCAAGGGGAGGACACACUCCAGAGCUCUGGGCACCGUGGUGGGGGUGCAGAGGGUGGCAGGAACAGGAGGAGGUGCCCAGCUUUGCCGAGCCCCCCAGGACGGGGGGAGGGCCUUGUCCUGCAAGUGUCUUCACAGAGGCUCUGGCCCAGCUCCACGUGCCAACCAAGGACCUCGGGAGGAGGUGGGCACCAGCUCCGUGCGGUCACAUUUUGCUCAGGAAGAGGGUGGGGGUGGCUGAAGGCUCCUGGGCCUCCUUGAUUUAUCAAUAAACUCUUGUCUUUGAGAAAGCA